Messenger RNA from Suricata suricatta (meerkat), 2924 nucleotides. RefSeq names its product MARVEL domain containing 1 (gene MARVELD1). NCBI's taxonomy places the organism in Eukaryota, Metazoa, Chordata, Mammalia, Carnivora, Herpestidae. The transcript has 3 exons. Gene Ontology annotation, molecular function: structural constituent of myelin sheath. Bases 1 to 510 code for a protein of 169 amino acids. Gene Ontology annotation, biological process: myelination. Gene Ontology annotation, cellular component: membrane. The record is from RefSeq and is a predicted model, not a curated record.
AUGGCUGGAAGCCUGGAGGAGCGAGCGCGCGCGGUCCGCGGGGCGGUGCGCCUGCAGCGGGCCUUCCUGCGCGGCCCGCUGGGCGUGCUGCGGCUGCUCCAGCUGCUGGCCGGCGCCGCCUUCUGGAUCACCAUCGCCACGAGCCGCUACCAGGGCCCCGUGCACUUCGCGCUCUUCGUGUCGGUGCUCUUCUGGUUGCUGACCCUGGGCCUCUACUUCCUCACGCUGCUGGGCAAGCACGAGCUGGUGCCCGUGCUGGGCUCGCGCUGGCUCGUGGUCAACGUGGCGCACGACCUGCUGGCGGCCGCGCUCUACGGCGCCGCGACGGGCAUCAUGAUCGCCCAGACGCAGAGCCACAGCUACUGCAACCUCAAGGAUUACCAGAUGGCCUGCGCCUACCACGCCUUCCUGGCGGCCGCCGUCUGCGGCGGCCUCUGCCUCGGCCUCUACCUGCUCUCGGCGCUCUACGGCUGCUGCCGCCGCUGCCAGGGGGAGCAGGAGGUGGCGUGAGCCGCCGCGCCGCGGGGCGGGGGCCCUCCCGACACCGGCGUCCCCGUCUUUCCUGCCGCCGCCGCCCCGCGCCCGUGCGCCUCGGCACCCACCCGUUGCCCCGCGCUCCCUUCGCCGCCAGCGCCCAGGCGGCCCCGGCCCUCAGUUCCCGCCCGACGGCAGUGGCGCCGCCCACGCCGUUCGUUUCCAGGGACCCGGGCAAGGCCACGUCCGAGGAGCUGGCCCCCAUGCUCAGCCUGGACGCCCGAAGCGAAACCUCGCGGUUCCUCGUCCCCUUCCCUACCGAGAUGGAGACGUGUACCGGCGCCGCGUAGAUCCGGGGGAGGCUCCCAGUUGGAACCGGCCUUCUGGCUGCGCCACUGCCCCCUCCCUCCCGCCCCGCGGUCGGAAGAGCACCCCGCUCCUUGACCCCUCUCCCAGCCUCGAGUGCUGUGAAGGGCAGGCCCGCAGCGGCGGGCGGAGCUGGGGACAGGCCUCCACGAGUCCUGGGAUGAGCGAAGAGUUUUAGCUUGGGAUUGUGUGAGCAUCCUGCGCGGUCUGUGCUGUGAUGUUGGGGUGGAGCCUGCCUGCAGGGGUGAGGAUGGAUUGGAAAGGCCCGCGGGCUGCACCUUGGCACCUUUGGAGUCUUCUCUCGCCUCUGCCUGCUCAGCCUUUGUCCGCGCGGUCCUUGGAGGCCAGGCCCAAAUGCACACGACUUUCCAGGCCUCACCUUACCAGCCUUACUCUCACGUGCUUCAGCUCCCCCACCCCAACCUCCCAGUUAGGGCCCACAGAUCCAUAAGGAAUGUCAGGUGAGCCUCACCCCGUUUCUUGGGAAAGCCAGAAUAAGAUUGGAACCCCGUUUCCUGACUUCCAUUAGAACCCUGUAUCCAGACUCCUAGUCCAGCACUGUUUACAUUAAAGCAGUAGGUGUUCCCAGGAACCCCUGGCUCAGGAGCUUUCCUCUAACAGGGGGUUUCAACACAAAUGGGUUUGUCAAAGGUGCUAUCUCCACUUGGAGAUUCACGAUGCUCAUUAGCACAUCAAAGGCUCUGAGAAGUCCGGCUGUAAAAGAAACCCAGGUAAUUUAGUUUACAGUGUUAACUGCCUCUGGACCUGGACCAGUUAGUUUUUGCCACUUAAGUCUUCCAAGCAUCCUUGUCCUGGCCUGGCUGUCAUUUCAUUCCUAAGGGAUACAACCCAUUUCAUUCCUAAGGGAUACAACCCAUUGAAGAUCUGGGGUGCUCCUUUUGUUUCAUGGGGAAUUUCUCCAGCGGAGGGAGGGCCUGAGGGAGAAGAUUGCUGUCCCUGCCAGCCCCAUGAGAGACCUCGGAACUGGCAGAUCUGAACAUUCCUCUACAUUCUUUGCAAAAUGAAGCCAAAGUUAUCCAGGUGGUUUCCAAGAAUGCCUGUAAGAGAUGCCAGCAUGGACUGUGAGCAACUGGCAGGAGGGGUUCAAACUCACCGAAGAGAAGGAAACUCCAAGCAGGGGUGAACGGCUGGCCCCCCCUCCGUCAGGUUUCCAUGUUGCUGAGGCCAUGCAGGUUCCCAGAGCCGGUCAUGCGGUUUUGCUGAUGUCUCCCAGGGCAGGGGACGCCUGCUUCCCUGGGCCAGCAGGGGGCUGCAGAGUGGGGAGACCUGACCGCCACCUCAGCCCAGCAGCUUCCCUUCAGCACCAUCCGAUGGGAGAUCCGGGAUGAGUGAAGAUUCAUUUUACCUUAACACAAGAGAAAUCCUGAUUCUCCUUGUGCCAACUUGGGCAGGAGACUCCAGACGCCUGGAACUGAGCCGUGCACCUCUGUACCCUCAACAAUGGGUUUUAGCUCCAGCCUCUUCCUUUUCCUCUUUUUUCAGAUCACCAUUUAAGCUGCGUAUUCAGCUCAGAACCAGCCCCCAGAGGAUCUCUUCUUAGCCCCCCAGCUCAUGGUGAUCUGCCAGGUGACCUUACUCAGGAGUAGACCUCUCCUUGGCCUUCAUGCUACCUUAUCCAUCCAGAUGUGCCUGAAACAUUCCAGAGCUCACAGGCUCUUGUAGAUGUGCCUUCCUGCUUGGCCUCCAGCUGCCUCUCGAGAUGUGCGAAGGACUUGUUAAACGCCCCCACGCCCAUCCCCUCCUCCCCCUUGAGACUGUGUACCUAGGAAGGGCUACCUGACCUGGCCCAGAAUUUUUGAAUACUGGGGGCAGCUUCAUUGGCCUCCUUCAUGAGACUCUAGGACUUAGUCUAGCCUGAGACCACCGUGGGCUCCUACCAGUCCCAAAGUCUAGGACCACUUGCGGACCCAGGAAAGAAAUUAGCUGGUGUUCUACAAAGGCCAAUAGAGAGAGUGGGAGUGGGUGGGGUGAGGGCCAGUAGCGAGAGGGGACCAAUGUGCCUCAUUUAAUAGUUUAGUUGUGAUUAUUAAUUUGCUCUUCUGAAUAAAAUUUGGUUUGUCUGA